AAGGAAAAAUAACUCGUACAAUAAACAAGUCGAAUGAAAUGAUAAAUGAAAAUUUGAUCAUUGCAUAGUUUUCAAAUGAUGAAUAUCCAUUAAUUGUUUUAAAAUAAUACCUUUACAAAAAUAUUUUGAAAUUUAUUAAAAUCAAAACACAGAUAUAGCAAAUAUUUUAAAGUACAACUUAUCUAGCACCUGCAGAAAACCUUAACCAAUCAAAUGGUUUGUGUCCGGAAGGCAGAAUUUUUGAAAUACCAAAAUGUUGAUAUUAUUGCGAUAGUGACAAAGAAGAAGAAAUGGCCCAGCCUGGAAACGGUCGAGAAAACCCUAUCACAGGGCCUUAUAGGGCGACCAAACUGUGGAAUGAAGUGAUCUGUGCAUUUCGACAAGGCGUUCCUGCAGGUCGACAUCGUCGAUACAUGAAGACUUACGAAAAGUGUUUCACUGCAACAGAAGCUGUAGACUGGUUGCAUAAUUAUCUGAAGUCAAAUUGCAACUUCGCAUCAGAGGUGACAAGGGGCCAGACACUACAGCUUCUUCAGAAACUGCACCGAGCACGUGUCAUCGAGGACGUGAGAGGGGUGAAACACAACCAACAGGACAUCUCUGAUAACGGCCGGCUACUCAGAUGUAAAGUUCCCUCCCCUGCCAAGAUCAUCAGAACACCCUUAAGGAUCAGGAAUGACAUCAUCAACACAACAGCAGCACCCUCUGUAGGACCAAUCAAAUUAGAUCUGGACCUCCAGUUAGAGACACGCCCAGAUAUCCCAGAAUGCCAUAUUGUGGCCAAAGAACUGUCUGCCACUGAAACGGAGAACAUCUGGAAAAACGUGACGUUAGACAAAUUACAGCAGGUGCUACACAUGGAGAAUCUAGAGGACAUUCUGGAUAGCAGUCUAGUGGUGGGGAAGAACAUCCUCCAUAACUGUGUGUACAUCAAUAAAAGUGGAAUAGUCACCAACAUUCCUCAGAAAGAUCAGCUACCACACUGGGCCCUGUCUGCUAUGAAGUGUCUGGCUCACUGGCCACAAAAAGUGGACGACCUUCCUAGUUACCCCGGCUUUGAGCGUGAUGUUUUCCGAGUGGUUAAGGAGUACUUCUGUGGCCUUGACGAACCUCUGAUGACCUUUGAAAUGUAUGAGGUCGUCUUAAAUGUUUUCAUUGUAGCUGAUGGCUCGUACCAGCUUCUUCCAGCCACCCCAACAUCCCCUGAUGCUAUGACCUCAUUUGAGUCGGUAGAAAACCUGCUGCUGGAUCUUACAAACACCAGAUCUGGGUCGUGUAGUGGCCCCCCAGAAAUGGACCACACCCCUCUCUGUAGAAAGAGGAGUGCCCCCUCCCUAGACCUUUCCCCUAUCCACCCCAUCCCUGACCAUGAGAAAGUUACGAACUAUGAGACAGCGUUUGGUCCAGAUAACAGGACUGUGACUCGUGUUUAUUACAGAAACGGUGUAGCCAUGGACUACAGUAACUGUGAGGAGACGGAAGUGUUUGGUCCUAUUGAGACUCACUUUGAAAGUUCCGAGCCUCUACAAGUGCCAAAGUUCACCGAAUGUCAGACGUACGACGUCAACUACGCUCGAAUCCGCCCCGUCACUCGGAGAAAAAGUGAUAGCAGAAAAACUGGUGAAAAGAAAAGUGAAGCCUACAGGAGGCGGAGUUAUGGCCCCUCAUCUGUUGGGUUAGUGUCCUCGCCGAGCUGUGGUGACUGCACGGUCCAGCAGUCAUCUAGGUCAUACAAUGGAUAUAUCUCUAGUCGAUCUUCUUCUCAAGGAGAGGAAGGCGGAGACAAUGUACCAACAAGAACGGGAUUCCCCCGAUCUAAAUCCAGUAUCUCGCUCCACGCCUGUGCUCACCAGGAUCUCCAGUCUCAACUGUUGGCAGAGUGCCAGCUACAGAGACAGCAGCAAAAAGUUUUUGAGAGUUGUGAGUCACUUCCUGGACGAAGUCUGAGUUUAUCGGACCUGAUGCAUGCUGGGACGCUUCUGAAAUCAAAAUUAAAAAAGUCAAACACAGCCACUGAUCUGUGUGAGGGGGAUCGAGAGGAGCGGAUUAAAGACGCCUUACAGUACGUCUGUCUGUUACUGCCCCCUGCCAACAGACGGAAGCUCCACCUACUCCUCAAACUGAUGAGUCGGAUGUCUGAUAACCCAAAAAUAGAACUAGACGUCUGCCAAACCACUAGGGCUCUGGUAUUGGAGACCUUUGCUUCCUGUAUACUGAGUUGCCAUGACGACUCUGACCGUGAGGACUCGCUGGUGAUGCAGAUUGUAUCCUUCCUGUCAGAUCACUACAAUCACAUCCUAUCUGUUCCAGAGGAUCUGACCACGGUCGUACAGGAAAGACUCAGCGCCAGCACCAAGACUCAGGUGAUGUAUUCCUCUGAUACCGUGGGUUUGACCUACUGUCACCAGGUGUCAAAGUCUGAGUACGAGACUCAGCGUCUCAGUAACUCACAACGAGCCCUCCGAGAUCUCCUGGACGAGAUCAUCAGCGAUAGAACCAUGUCCUACAAGGACAAGAAAAAGAGACUCAAAAUUUUCCAGAAAACUUACCCUGACAUAUACGCUGAGAGGUUUCCACCCCACAAUUCAAAACCAGCUGUUUCACUGAAUCAGAAACCAGGAAACACCAAACCGGUGACAUCACAGGACCCCAAGGCGGCGCUACCACCUAAACCUAAACUCAAACAACCAUUACUAGUGAAACCACUGCUUAAACUGAAGGGGCUUAGAAUCUGAUUAAUUACCACCCAAACUUUCAAACAGUAAACCUAAUAUGAUUGGAUAUUACCAAACCUGUUAUAUAGUAAACCUGAUAUGAUUGGUUACCCUGUCAAAUUGAAAUGUACAAUUACAAUACAGCAGAUCUAAACUGUUAUUACCAUUACCUAUAACAAAACCAUCGCUACUGCUGAAAUCACUUAUUUUCAUAGACUCUGUACCUCAAUGUAGAAAAAAGCCCUUUGUCUUUGCUAUCCCAUAAAAAGUAGAAUUUUUGGAAGCAAACUGAUAAUUUUGUGGUGGAGAAGUCAUUCAAGAAAGUGUAUGAAACACUGAUUUAUUUUGAUUUGCCAACGCAAAAUUCCCUGAAGUUUUCUGCUCUAAGAUCAUUAAUGAAUUACAUGUAUGUCAUUUUUGAAAAACAAAUUUCUUGACAGAGAACUGCCAUUUGAUGGUAUCCAUUAUAAUUUUGGCAGACUGUAGAAGCACUGCUUACAAUUCCUGUUUUUGUACCAUCAGCCUUCACCAACUGAGAUUUUUAAUGUAUACUUACACUGAUUUUAUACAUAUUAUUGUACAUGUAUGUGUAAAAUUGUUUUUAGAUUUUCUGUACAUACAAAUACUGCUAUUCCUGUCCACUGUUAGUGUUGUAUUUAUUUUUAAUCUUUUUUUUGUACCUUUAUUUAUUUAACUUACUGGUUGGUAAAUGAACCUUUCCAAAACACCUUUGAGGUGACAAAACUUCCAAAUAUUAAUUCCAAGCCUGUCUGUUUUGCAUUUGUAAUCAUUUAUGCUGUGUAUAUUUUUUAACAUGGCAAUAAAAUAUUUUUGUAGUAAUGCCGGUAUAUCAAAUUUUAAAGAAUACAAUAUUCUAUGACAUGGUGUCAUAAAAUAGGGUCUUUUUAUGCCCCACUUUGAAGAAGGGAGGGCAUAUUGCUUUGCUGCUGUCCGUCGGUCCACUUAGUUUCGUUCAUUUUCUUCGCAACCGUUGCACAUACUGAGAUGAAACUUUGUAUACAGAUAUAUCACAUGAAUAUCUAGGUCAAGUUUUGUUUUGGGUACGAUCCCACCAUUUUUGACAGAGUUAUGCCCCUUGGACUUAGAAAAAUUUCAAUUAUUUGCAGUUUCCUUUCAUUUUCUUCGCAAUGGUUGUACAUACUGAAAUUAAAUUUGGUAUACAGAGAUAUCACAUUAGUAUCUAGGACAAAUUCUGUUUGGGGUAAGAACGCGCCAUUUUUGACAGAGUUAUGCCCCUUGGACUUAAGAAAAAUUCCAAUUAUUUGCAGUUUCCCUUCAUUUUCUUUGCAACCGUAGCACAUACUCAGAUGAAAUUUAGUAUACAGAUUUUUCAGAUGAAUAUCCAAGUCAAGUUCUGUUUUGGGUACAAAUGCACCAUUUUUGACAGAGUUAUGCCCCUUGGACUUUGAAAAGUUCCAAUUUGGGGGAGGGGGGCAUAAGUGUUUUACAAACAUCUCUUGUUUGAAUGUGUAUUAUUUUUUUUUAGAAGUAAAAAAAGAUAUAACCACUGUCAGUUAUGCCCCCUUUUUCUAAUGAGGUCUUAUUUCAAAUUUUUCAAUUUCUAGAAUCACUAUAAUUCUGGUUUUAACAGUUGUCUACAAAGUUUAUUUUUUGUUGGAAGUAAAUAAGGGUACAUAAAAUUUCUCAUUGUACAUGCUGUAUAAAUCUAAUGUAUAUAGAUACAGCGCCCUAGUAAUUUACAUGAGGGCCCCUGUAAUAUACUAAUUUUUAACUCCAUAUCAUCAGAUCUACAACUAUUGCUAUCAUUUUAUACUGUGUAAUAUACCUCACUAAUGCAGCUUGUGAUUGUAACCUCCAUAAAAGUUUAACUUUUGGAUAUCUUCUGUUUAUGACUUUUUGAAAGUAUUUUUAUUUUCUAUAUUAUUUUUCUUCAGAUGUUCUUCCCUCAUUGUACACAUUCUGUGUGUUCAAUGCAAAUUAAUUAAGCUUUUUAACAAGAAAUGUUAUUUUCAGCAUUAUCAUUAUUGCUUAACAUUAAUUACUCAGUAUUUGACCUGUUUGCUGUUACUUGUGUCUCGUAAUCAUGGCUACUAGUCCUAAAUAAACUUCUAAGGUGGGACUAUUGUUUGAAUGACAUCAGAAAUAAAUACACCAAAGGUA
Saccostrea cuccullata (small rock oyster) is the source of this 4856-nucleotide messenger RNA. RefSeq names its product DEP domain-containing protein 1B-like. The record is from RefSeq and is a predicted model, not a curated record. NCBI's taxonomy places the organism in Eukaryota, Metazoa, Mollusca, Bivalvia, Ostreida, Ostreidae. The transcript has 12 exons. Bases 291 to 2735 code for a protein of 814 amino acids. Gene Ontology annotation, biological process: intracellular signal transduction.